AUGCCAUACUCUUUAACGAUGUAUUCUAGAAACUUAUCGCGAUUUCUGCUAAGACUAAGCAAAAGUUCGAAAAUAAGUGAUAUUCGCAGAUACUUAACUGCUAUAUUACAAUCUAAUGUAGAACAUCUCGUUGGAUCAGCAGCUACUCACAACCGAUCAGCUACUAAAAGUCCAAUUUUUGAUCUUCCUGCACCUUUCGAUCCGGAGGUAAAGUUUGUUAACGUUGAGACUGACAAUUUAAAUGUUAGCAGUGUGGAUCAUAUUAGAGCAGGUUACACUGAUGAAAACCCGAACGGGUCACCCACUGUCAUUGCCGUCCAUGGAUGUCCAGGGAGCCACUUUGAUUUUCGUUACUUGGCUACACCUUUGCGCGAUGCCAACGUUAGGAUAAUACGGAUUAAUUUACCUGGAUUUGGUCCUACUCCUAAACCAUAUGAUUUUAUAUAUAACGCAACUAAUAAAGCUAACUUUGUUGGCAAUUUAUUAAACAAGAUUGGCAUAAAUAAAGUUGGUAUGGCAAUUGGACAUAGCUUAGGAUGUACUUGCGUUACGUCUUUAGUUAGCACUCACCCAAAUUUAGUAGCAUCUUAUGCUCUACUGGCUAGUUGCGGAACUAGGCCUAAUAUCGGAAUGAGGCCGUAUAUGUGGACUCGAGCUACGGCAAAAGUAUUGGAUGUACCGCUGCUUGGAAGUUUAUCAUCUGUUAUUGUGAAUAGAAGAUAUGCAAAGUACGGAUUUAACGUAGCUAAAACGGUUAAAGAUGAAAUAGAUAAUAGUCAUCGACUAUGUGCGAAUGUAGAUUUUAAUAUGAAUACCAAAUGUCUUGAAUUAAUGGGUGAUAAGAAGAUUCCAGUAUUGCUAGGCUUUUCAAUUGAUGAUAAGUUAAUAGAGCACGAAAUCUUUAAUGAAAUAUCGUUAUGCCUGGGCAUGCGAACUCUUGAUGAAAUGGAUGGUCUAGAGGAAGCUCAAACUGAUAAGAUGCCUCAUAUCAGAUACGAUUUAACAACUGGAAUGUCUCGUCAACUAGUUUUCCAAAAAGGUGGUCACUACCUUCAAAAAUUUCAUGCAAAUUAUAUUGGAAAAGCAAUGUUAGAUAUUCUGAAUAAAUUGGAAGCAGUUAAAGAAUGGCGAACUAAUCUUGAACACUUUUCUUGGAGUAUCGGUUUUCGGCUUGCUGAUCGAUUCGCAAUAACACGCCAGCUGACUAAUGCACGUUGA
Trichoplax adhaerens is the source of this 1218-nucleotide messenger RNA. RefSeq lists its product as uncharacterized. The coding region runs from base 1 to 1218 and encodes 405 amino acids. Lineage: Eukaryota; Metazoa; Placozoa; Uniplacotomia; Trichoplacea; Trichoplacidae. The transcript has 5 exons. The record is from RefSeq and is a predicted model, not a curated record.